This is a messenger RNA of Mytilus californianus (California mussel), 6622 nucleotides long. RefSeq names its product fibulin-2-like. The transcript is spliced from 24 exons. Gene Ontology annotation, cellular component: nucleus; extracellular region. The coding region runs from base 94 to 4161 and encodes 1355 amino acids. The record is from RefSeq and is a predicted model, not a curated record. NCBI's taxonomy places the organism in Eukaryota, Metazoa, Mollusca, Bivalvia, Mytilida, Mytilidae. Gene Ontology annotation, biological process: DNA recombinase assembly; double-strand break repair via single-strand annealing; double-strand break repair via homologous recombination. Gene Ontology annotation, molecular function: calcium ion binding.
CUCUGAGGCAAUGCGCGAAUUUCAACUUCCUGUGGUUAAUAACAUCAUAACAAUCAUCAGAAAGAAGCCGAUUUCUUGAAGUUUGUUCAUUCAAUGGAGCAUAAACCUGCCUGUUUCGGCCAGGCUGAAUUUACUACAGAAGAACAUGAGGCAAUACAAAGUGCAUUGAGACAAAGACUUGGACCUGAAUUUAUCAGCCAGAGAGCUGGAGCUGGGGGUCAGAGGCUAGCUUACAUUGAAGGAUGGAGACUGGUUAAUCUUGCCAAUGAAACCUUUGGAUUUAAUGGUUGGUCUCAUUCAGUAACACAUCAGUCAGUAGAUUUUGUCGACCAUUUUAACAGUAAAUACUAUGUAGGAGUGUGUGCCACAAUCAAAGUCCAACUUAAAGAUGGUAUCUUCCAUGAAGAUGUAGGUUAUGGAGUUAGUGAAGGAAUGAAGUCUAAAGCUUUAUCUAUAGAAAAAGCUAGAAAAGAAGCUGUCACUGAUGGAUUAAAAAGAGCUCUCAAAAGCUUUGGUAAUUCUCUGGGUAAUUGUAUGGCUGAUAAAGAUUAUUUGAAAUGUAUAAACAGAGCUCCUAAACCGCCUGCAAAAGUCUAUGAUAUAAAUGACAUGAAACAUUUAGACAUUGAUCAAACAGUGGCUAAAGCAAGGAAAGUUAGAGCCAAAGCAUUAGACACUCAAGUAAGAAAUGAAUGUAUGCCUCCUCCUGCUUCUAUGACAACUGAUGCCAGACUGAGCGGGAGAGACACAUUAAAUAGAGAAAGUAUUCACAGUACAAAUUCUAAUCCAAGUUCGAACAGUGGGGGUUCUAGUGUUCAUAGUUCUAGAGACAAUGCUUCAAAAGAAAGUGCAUACUCUUCUUGUGUGUCGAGAGAUUCUAACAAUUUCACAGGGACAAAUAAAAAUCAAGACUGGUUACCUGCUGCUGUUGUAUUAAAUGCUUAUGAAGCUGAUGGACAAGGACUAGUGCCAGAAGGUGUCACCACUAGAAGAGGCUCAUCAAAUAGUAUGCAAGGAACCAGUACUCCUUCAAAUACUGGUAGACUUUCAAUAGGAAAACAGAGUACUGAAGACCAAACAAUAACUGGUAGACUUUCUUUAGGGAAACAGGGUCCAGAAGAUCCAGGACAAAAAAUAAAUCAUAAAAGGACACAAUCUGUACAAUUAGUGGAUCCUAGCUAUGGUGAUGAAAACAUGAGGAAAGAUAUUAAAGAUGCCAAAGGUGAAGAUGAAAAAGCUAAAUAUGAAAGAUUAAUGAGGCAGCGACAGAAGCAGAUAGAAUUCCAACAAAAAUUACAGCAAAAACAACAGGACCAAACAGCCAUUACUAAUCUAGGACCACCAAUAGCAUCAUCUACUCCAGCCUUAGGACUUGGUCCACCUAUGCAUACAUCUAGUCCAAAGCCAGGAUUGAGGUCCAGAGGUCCUGUAUUAAGUGGAAGUUCGAGACCAGGUUCACUUGGAGAAAAAAGCAAUGUAAAUGUGGAGACUCCACCAGAACUUAUAGAGGAAGGAACUUUUGAAGACACAGUAUGGAACCAGUCAAUGGAUAUAGAGAAUAUCGACCCCUCACAGAAGCAUGUGCAGGAAAAACAGGAAAGAAGUAGGACAUCCAUCCCUAUGUCUAAAACACCUAUCAGAGAAAAUACUCUCAAUAACCAUUUUCCUGUAACCAAAGGUUCUGUGGCUGUUAGGAAAGUGUCAGUUAAUGGUAGGCUGAUAGUAGAUUACCUCCCUUUCUGGAGUCGUAAGGACACCUCUUUCAUUUUAGGUGCUGUGGAUACAAAUCUCUUAGUCCGGUGCUGUGUGGUAGGUACCCAGUGGGCAUCAAAGAGCAGUCGUUGUGACAAUUAUCCCAGUGCUGUAGAAAAUGUACACCAAGAUGAUCAGCGGAGUUGUCGUUCUUUGCUAGAAGUAUGUUGCAUGAAACAGAAGCAUCGUACACAAUGUGAGGAUGGCAAAAAAGAUGCAUCUGAAAACAGUUUCUGUGCUAUCAGGGAUGAUGUUUUUGGGUCAGAGCAAUACAAGGAAUGCUGUCACUGCUGCAGGGUUGGUAUUACAGCCAGGACCAUGGGUAGUGACUGUAAUUUGUUGAGAAAUGAGGAAUUUGGUGGUCCAUGUGAUCGUGUGUAUAAAGAUUGUUGUCUUGGACCAAAUGCUGCUAACAUUACAGAAGUCAGUAAUGAUAUCAAUGAAUGUGAACUUUAUCCAAAUAAGUUAUGUAGUCACACUUGUGUGAACACGAUCGGCAGUUAUAGGUGUGAAUGUCCAGAUGGUCAUAGUUUACAUCAAGACGAAUCAACCUGUAUCAGGGAUCAAGACAGUCGUAUGAGAUGUGCCGUCUACAACCCAUGUCAACAAUUAUGUGUAGACACAGACUCUGGAGUUACUUGUCAGUGUAAUGUUGGGUAUACUCUAGCCUCUGAUGGACAUGCUUGUCAAGAUAGGGAUGAAUGUCGCGAAGGUCUACACAACUGUACAAGUGACACACGAUGUGUCAACUAUGAUGGAACACACAGAUGUGAACGGAUUCCACCGCCACAAUGUCCAGAGGGAGCGGAACUUAAUCCUGUUACAAGACAGUGUGUAACUAAAAGGCAGUGUAAUCGAGGAUUUAAUUUCAACGUGAUUACUUUAGCUUGUGAAGAUAUUGAUGAGUGUGCCCAAAGGAUCGAUGCCUGUACACCAGAACAGAGGUGUGAAAAUAAUGAAGGAUCCUAUUCCUGUAGGAGAAUUGUAGGCUGUGGAACUGGAUAUUCCUUGGAUGAGGAAACACAGUCCUGUAUAGAUGUGAAUGAAUGUGAAGCUGGGACACAUAAUUGUGGGAAUGGGUAUGAAUGUGUCAACAUUAAAGGAUCCUUUAGAUGUACUGCUACACAAUGUCCAGAUGGACACCAAUUCAGUACUAGGACAGGCAAAUGUGAGAGGGUAAACUGUCCUCGAGGAUUCAGGGCUGAUUCUAGAGGAAUGUGCAUUGAUUUGGAUGAGUGCCAGAGAUCUGGGAUAUGUGAUUCCACUGAAACUUGUGAGAAUACCUAUGGGGCAUAUAGAUGCCGUUCUAACUAUAACUGUGAACCAGGAUACCAAGCUGACUCCCGGUCAGGAAAGUGUGUUGAUAUCGAUGAAUGUGCAAGAGGCACCCAUGACUGCUCUUCAAGUCAGAAAUGUAUAAAUAGAAGAGGAAGUUUUAUAUGUGAUUGUCCAGAUGGAUUUAGGCAAUCAGCUGAGGGCGUAUGUCAAGAUGUUGAUGAAUGUGCCUAUGGAAAUGUUUGUCCUUUCAAUGCCGGUUGUACAAAUACUCAAGGAAGUUAUAGGUGUGAAUGUAAUCCUGGGCUUAAACAGGAGGGUAGAGUUUGUGUGGACAUUGAUGAGUGUCAAGAGCCAAAUAGGUGUCAACAUGGAUGUGUCAACAUGAUAGGAUCUUAUCAUUGCACAUGUGAAACAGGAUACCAGUUAUCUACUGAUCAGAGAACAUGUGAAGAUAUUGAUGAAUGUCGUACUUAUGCCAACAGAGGUCAGGUUUGUGCUGGAGAAUGUAUAAAUUUGCCAGGUUCUUACAGGUGUUCAUGUCCAGAAGGUUGGAGGUCACUUUCCAACGGAAGAACAUGUCAGGAUAUUGAUGAGUGUGCAGAAGGCACAGCUAGAUGUCAAGGUCAAGAAGCCAUGUGCUAUAACACUAGAGGAAGUUACAAAUGUCCACAGAUUCAGUGUCCAUCAGGAUUUGUUAGAACACCUUUAGGUCCAAGAAGAAAUAGUGUUCGAUGCAAAAGAAUAUCUUUCACCUGUCGACAGAAUGACUAUGAAUGCAUUAAUGCGCCAAUUUCUUUGUCAUACAACUUCCUGUCAUUUCCUGAAAAUGUGAAAAUUCCCAGUGACUUAUUUGCCAUGUCUGGACCGCAGACGACAGAAAAAAUAUUUGAUUGGGAAUUAAAGGUUGUCAAGGUAACACCACUCAGAGCUAAUUCAGUGCAAGUUAAUCGUGGUUAUUUUGACUUGAAGGUGGGGCCUGGUGAAGCUGUUGUUGCCUUAAAUUACAGAGUUUCUGGACCUCAAGAUAUUGAACUGGAAUUAAAAAUGAAAAUAACAGACCGAUACACAAGAUACACAGGGACUGCUGUAUCCAAAAUAUUCCUUUAUGUCACAGGAGCUAACAUUUCAUAGUAGUCUUAGAGAAGAUUUUCCAUGAAGUUUUAUGUUUUUAAUAUCAAAACUUUAGAACGAAACCAAAGCUAACAUUGUUAUUUGUAAACUGUAUUCCUGUGUUAUAUUGAUUGUUUAUUAAAUAGAAGUUUAUCACAAAAAUUGAUAGUUAUUUGCACAACAUGUAAAACACAAAAAUAAAAAAAAUAAUUUUUUUUGGAAAUUAAAGAAGCUUUUAGAGUGUUACAAAUUGUUAAAUUACAACAUGUACAGCUAAAGUAUUCAACUUAAGAAAAAAAUUAAUUUAAUUUUUGUAACAAUUGUUAUUGAAGACUUUUCACAAUUAGAUACACCAAAUAUUCUGCAAGAAUAAAAGAAUGUGGUAAAUUAAUUGAGCCAUUUUUAAAAAAAGUAUUGUAUCUUUAUACUUUGAACACACUAAAAGCUUCUUUAAUUUUCCUAAAAAUUCUUUUUUAUUAUUGUGUUGUACAUAAUGCCAAUUUUUUUUAGAAUGUAUAAAGCAUUUAUGUUGUAUAUAUUAAUUUCAUUUCAUCUAUAGUCUAGAUAAAUAUUAUCUUGAUUACAUUUUGUAAAAUUUGAUAGGGCUAAUACUCAAUACAUUCCAUUUGUAUAUAAAUCCCCAAUACUAAUUUCCACUCAAUCAAACAGAAUAAUAGUUGAAAAAAGUUCUAAGAAAGACAACUCUAAUUUCCAAAUAGAUUCGUCAACUUUAUGAUAAAUCAAGUACAUAAAUGAGGUCAAGUCACAUCUUUGGAGGUCACAGUUAUGUAUUAUAUUUGCAAGCAUCUUAACUGUAGAAAUAUUUACCAAUGAAUGCAUGUCCUAGCUAUAUAUUGAAUGGUAUUUAUUAUAACAUAAUCAUUGGUGCUGGUUCUCUUAUUUCCCUUUGAAAUGAUGUGCUUGAGUAACAUAAAAAGUUUAUACAUACAUGUUUUUAAACAUUGAUUAAAAUGUUUUGAAAACAAUUUUGGAAAGGAAAGAAAACUUUCAGAAAAAGUUCAACAUUAUUAAUAUGAAGAAACAUUCCUUAUUUAAAACAUUGAGUAAUUGUCCAUCUGCAGAAUACGCUUUACUUUAUUGAUUUGUUAACGGUUUUAAAAACCUAUUCUGUUCUGAAGUUGUUUUACUUGAAUGUUUUUAGUUAUUCUGGAAAACCAUCUUUCAGUAACUGAUUAUACAUUUGUCCAUUUUAGGCUAAUUUUACAAUGAAAACACAUAGUCAUACCAAAUGAAAACAGAAUUAUGUUUGGCUAACAAGUAGUUCCAUUUUUUUAAAAUUAUAUAUUAAUUUUCAACAAUGUAGCUUUGAUUUAGAAAAAUAAUAUAUUGCUUUGUGACCAGUAGAUUUAUAUUUGUUUGUGUAAUUAAAGCUUUUAUAGGAUUUGUGUAGAUACAAACCUUUUAGUAGCCCCAACCCAAUCAUGUUAGUAGUCCCCAACCCAAUUAUGUUAGUAGUCCCCAACCCAAUUAUGUUAUAUUUCAUCAUACGUGUACUAAUGAUCAUUGACUUAUUCCUAUUAGUAUCAUCAAACUUUUGAAAACUUCAAAAUAAGCAAUUUUGUUUUUUUAUUUUAUUCAUAAGUUUUGAUGCCACCAUUUUUUGCAUGUGUUCAAAUUAAUAAUUAAAAAAGUGAAUUGAAAACAGUUUGAACAUUUUAAAUUGCAGUAUAUAACUUCUAAUGCUGUCAAUUUUGAUUGGACAUCAUUAAAAACCCUGUAUAAUUUCAUCAUAUUUUUACACUUAAUGAAGAGAGUUUAUAAGACUGUAGAAGUACCGGUACCAAACUUUUUACUGGCUCCAUUUUUUGUGUCUUGGUCAAUUCUUAAUUACUUCUGGAAAUGUUAAUGAAUGUAUAUUAGUAGACAUAGAUAAACUAGUGCCAGGGGACUAUUGUGCAAUAAUUAACAGCUCAUCAUGCUGCCAUUGUGGAUAUACAAGAUGUAAAUUAAUCUGUACUAAUAUUAAGCAUGUAUAGCCAGUAUCACUGUACAGUUUUACUUUGCAAUAAACAAAUAAUGCAUGGAAGACCACUCUUAAUCAUGUAUGUAAUCACUUUUUAUAAUAAAAAGUAUGCUUUGAUAAAUGUUUGUAUUUGUGUUUUGUUCUGUAAUGAUAAGCUACAAAAAUGUACUAAUCUUGUGUCAAUAGUAUCAUAUUUUUACUUGAAACUACACUCCAUAUUGAAUGACAAAUUAUAUUAUAGAUCAAGAUUGAAUAUAAUAUAAAUAACACAUAGCCGAGGGGGUGAUAGAGCUGAUCACAGAAAACCCUAUCAUCUGAGGCGAAGCCAAGGUUGACAAUGUCUUUUCCAGGGGUAACAAUCUGCACUAUCACCCUCUCAAAUAUGUGUUAUUUAAUUUAUUAUACUGAAUGUCUAUUAAAUUUCAAAUUCAAAGUAAUAAACUAUGACGUUUGUACAUAACAACUAUCCGUUUCUAAUAAAAUGCACACUUGAUCAAG